AUGGUCGUGAGGAGAAGAGCAGGCACUGGAUCUGGCGGGGAUGGAGCAUCGAUUCUUUCAACCAUUCGAAAUCUCGAUGCUUACGCCAAGCCCUUGGACGACUUUAGGAUAAAGACUACCUCUGGCGCUCUAGUCACCGUCAUAUCUGCAAUUGUCAUACUGCUACUAGUCGUCUCGGAAUUCGUAGACUGGCGAACCAUUCAAAUGAAACCAAGUCUACAUAUUGACAAGGCUCGCAAAGAGAAAAUGUGGAUCAAUAUAAAUGUCACCUUCCCCAAAAUACCUUGCUACUUACUCACUGUAGACGUCAUGGACGUUGCUGGAGAACAUCAAAAUGACGUGCUGCAUGACAUGUUCAAAGUCAGGCUAGACACUUGGGGAAACAAGGUCGAUACCGCAAAGAGUGAACUGGGUGAUUCUAGUGAAAAGGUUGUCAAGGCUCUGAAUUCGUCUACUACUGAUGUCAAUGGAUACUGUGGUAGCUGUUAUAAUGGUGUGCCGCCAGAAAGCGGUUGUUGUAAUACUUGCGACGAAGUCCGAUCUGCUUAUCUGGCCAAAGGUUGGUCAUUUACUUCUCCUGACGACAUUGAACAGUGCAUAUCGGAAGGAUGGUCGCAAAAAAUGAAGGACCAGGAAAAUGAAGGUUGUAACAUAAACGGUCAUAUCGAGGUCAACAAGGUGGCUGGAAACUUUCAUUUUGCUCCAGGUCGGAGUUUUCAACAAAGCAAUAUGCAUGUGCAUGAUAUGGGUGGCAUCCUGGCUGGAAAAACAUAUGAUUUUACCCAUCAAAUUCAUACUCUUGCUUUCGGAAAGCAAAUUGGAUUUCAAAAUCCUCUAGAUGGAACUGGGAAAGAUAAGCCUGCCGAUGCUGGAUCUGUGGUCUAUCAAUACUUUCUGAAAGUUGUGGGAACCCGAAUACAGUAUCGAAAUGGAACAUUAGUAGUCACAAAUCAAUUCUCUGUCACAGAGCAUGAACGAGACCCUUCUAAAACCCCGCAACAUGGAGGUUUACCAGGAGUCUUUUUCAACUUUGAAAUUUCUCCAAUGUUGGUGUUAUAUACCGAGUAUCGUAAGCCCCUCGCACACUUCUUGACGGACGUGUGUGCGAUCGUUGGAGGUGUGUUUACCGUGGCAGGAAUGGUGGACGCAGCAAUUUAUACUGCUGCGAAACUGCAGCAAAAAGUAGAAUUGGGCAAAGCUAGCUAA
Messenger RNA from Synchytrium microbalum, 1206 nucleotides. RefSeq lists its product as uncharacterized. Gene Ontology annotation, biological process: endoplasmic reticulum to Golgi vesicle-mediated transport; retrograde vesicle-mediated transport, Golgi to endoplasmic reticulum. Lineage: Eukaryota; Fungi; Chytridiomycota; Chytridiomycetes; Synchytriales; Synchytriaceae. Gene Ontology annotation, cellular component: endoplasmic reticulum membrane; COPII-coated ER to Golgi transport vesicle; Golgi membrane. The transcript is spliced from 8 exons. The coding region runs from base 1 to 1206 and encodes 401 amino acids. The record is from RefSeq and is a predicted model, not a curated record.